CAACGAUGGGCACCAACAGCGUCCAGCACCGUACAGGCGUUCUAGAGCUACGCCGCUUUCAACCGCUGGAUGCAGACCAGGUUCCAUAGUUCCAGAACACCACUAUUGCCUGGUACAUGUAGUACAUAAACAAACCCUCGUAGAACUGUUGCUACGGCUCAAACAUUUACAGGUGUGUGGUGAACAUCUCUCUCGGAUGUACCGUGAAUAGGAGGAAUCCCAGAGAAGCACAACAUGGACCAACCUCCCACCAAACGCGCUAAGUUCGAGGCAGGCGACAAUACAGACUCCUGUGAUAUUUCAACGAAGAACAAGCAAGAGACUCCGGUCGACGGUAACACAGCCAAAGUCGCAGGUUCUACAGAUGUCACACUUCGCGUCGGUGGCCGCGCGUUUCCCCAUUCUCGCGCGGUCCUGUCCAAGGAGAGUCCGUACUUCCAAGCCAUGUUUGCCAGCAACCUCCGAGAAAGCAGGGAAGACGAAGUGACGAUCGAAGCGGUGGAUGCAGGCAUCAUGGCGCUAUUGUUAGAGUCGGUCGGUGGGAAGAUCCCUCACGUUACCCAGGAUAACGUGCUGCCUCUGCUGAGCGCCGCGGAUCGGCUCCAGUUCCCGAACGCCAAGGAAGAGUGCGAGUACUUCCUGGCCGAACAGAUCACCCUGGACAACUGCCUUGGCAUCUGGCAGCUGGGGAAGAGACACGCCGCCGCACACCUGGAGUUCGAGGCAAAGAAGUUCAUCUGCAGACACUUCUCAAGACUGUCUUCCCUGGAGGACUUCUCUGUUUUGGACGUUACUGAGGUCAAGGAUAUUCUGUCUUGGGACGACCUGUUGGUGUCAGAAGAAGAGGUGGUGUUACGUACGGCGCUGGCUUGGUUAGAAUUCGACAAGGAGACGAGGGAGAAGUAUCGGGAAGAAGUUCUCUCCUGUGUACGAGCGUCGUUGCUGGAAUCCGUGCACGAGUUGUCGGAUCUUCCGUGCUCCUCCACCGGGGGACGCCUGGGGAUGAGUUUGCAGGAGAUCGCGCUGUUCUACCCGAAGGACGAUGGAGACCUGCCCGCUGUGGUGUACGAGCCGCGUCAGAGCAGGCUGUACCAGCUCAGACCGCCGCCCAUUCCGCACGGCACCGUCUACGUGCCCAGCAAGGUUCUGUUCGCCGUGUUGGGCAUCGACAUCUACAUGACGGUGUGCGUGGCGACCGACGCCAGCCCUGACGGCCGACACGUGAUGUUCCAGUACGAUCACGUGGACGGCACGUGGUUCCCGCGUGCCCCCGUCCCCUGCCGCCGAUUCAGCCACCCCCUCACCCUUAUCGGCCUGGACGGCAAGCUGUACGCCUUGGGGGAACUCGGCGGUAUGGAGGUGUACAGUCCUGAGUUAGACGACUGGACGUGUCUGGACACAGACCCACAGAAGUUAGACCCUCCCAUGGGAAGGGUAGAACACGUCGUCGCCUACAACGGCAAGAUGAUGGUGUUCGCAGGGGGGCUGCGUGGCGUGUACACUUGCGACGUCACGUCCGGUGAGUGGGGCCGGAUCGACGCGCCUUUGUCUGAUCCGCUUCUCAGUCGGAUGGGAGAAAAUAAUUCCUUCAUCUACAAGGACAAGGUGUACUUGACGGGGAAGGCGCAUCCGCAAGAUCCCUGUCUCGGGGGUGAGGAUUACCCCAUCACGUUCAACCCGCGGCAGAACCGCUGGGAGUCGCUAGGCGUCCCCCGUCCGGACGGCGUGCGCGGCACGCGCGGCUACGUCUACCUGUUCGACCACGUGCUGUUCGCGGUGGACGGCGAGCUGUACGUGAUGUACCGGCGCAAGACCAACCUGCUGCUGGCCAGCACGUGGCUGGAGAUCUGCCGCUACAACCGCGAGCUGCACCGCUGGGACUGGCGCAGUCUCGUCUGCGAGCGCUGCCAGGAGAAACAGUACGGGCUCUGCGUCCUCACGGCCAAGCUCAGCCUGGACAAGCUGCCCGCGGUAGACCCCAUGUUGAGCCUCUCCCUCAGGCCUCCACGCCGGAAGGUUGCCCCCAUCAUGCCCAUCAUGUCUCGCACGGGGCUACCCUACUGGAGAAACACUCCCCGAGUCUUCACGAACACUCCACGAGUUUUGACGAGCUUAACCGAGAGCGAUCUGGAGUCGGACGACGAAGACACGAUCUCCACAGCGUCAGACGAGACCUUACUUCUGGAGGAGGUGGUGGAGACAAGUGUCGUCAGUGAUGAGAUUCUUGUUGUGGACGAGCAUGUAACUUUAGCAGCGCCUCCUGUCGAUGAAACCGUGCACGACACCCGCACGGUAGGGGCAGUCUCUGUCCUUGGUGCUGAUGGCGCAGCGGCCACGUCGAGAGAGUCAACAGCGACAGACUGCGAUUGUGAGACUCGACAUAAUGCCAAAUAA
Molecule: messenger RNA, 2394 nt
Organism: Branchiostoma belcheri (Belcher's lancelet)
Lineage: Eukaryota; Metazoa; Chordata; Leptocardii; Amphioxiformes; Branchiostomatidae
Product: kelch-like protein 21
Exons: 2
Coding region: 235-2394 (719 amino acids)
Molecular function (GO): protein binding
Source: RefSeq, a predicted model, not a curated record